AUGAAUGACACUGAUUUAGCCUUGGCAGUAUGUAAUGGAUAUAGACCUGAUAUAGAUAAGGAAAUAGAGAAAGAAUACAAUACUUUCUCCCAAAACACUCCUUACCAAAUUCAUCCUAAUGCCACCACUACUAGCAAAAUGAUAGAUACUAAACAAAUUACUCAGCAAUUAGAAAAAUUAAAAACUAUUGAAGAAUAUCACACUAAGGCUUUGGAAGAAUUAACUUUGGAUAAUAUUAAUCUUGAUAAACUAAAUAUUCAAGAAGAUCCCCAAGAACAAUCUUCUCACCAAGCCCAAAUCCAACAACUCCCCAAAUAA
Ambispora gerdemannii is the source of this 318-nucleotide messenger RNA. Lineage: Eukaryota; Fungi; Glomeromycota; Glomeromycetes; Archaeosporales; Ambisporaceae. The record is from the annotation of a GenBank genome assembly.